AUGGUUGGGAUCGCUUCUCUUCAGCCGUUGAGAGUGAGAGAGCAAGAUGCUGCUGUUGCUGAAACACAUCAAUUUCGCCGAGUAAUAUGGUACAAAGAUCCGGGCAUGAGGAAACUCUAUUCACUGGCUAUGGUUUUGUGUUUAGCGUCCGCCACAACAGGUUACGAUGGAUCUAUGUUAAAUGGUUUACAAAUCCUGGAUAUAUGGCAAGAUUACUUCCACCAUCCAACGGGAUCGAUACUGGGCUUGUUUGGAUCCAUUUAUAGCAUUGGUGGUCUUGCCGGCUUACCCUUCGCUCCGUAUAUAGCGGAUCACUAUGGUCGUCGCAUUGCGAUCAUAACAGGAUGUCUGCUACUCUUUGUUGGGGUUGCAGUCCAAAGUGCAGCUCAAAACUUCUCUAUGUUUAUUGCCGCUCGUUUUUUUGUUGGAUUCGGAAACAGCAUAGUCUCCAACGCCGCGCCUCUACUUCUCACUGAGAUUUGCCAUCCGCAACAUAGAGGGCGAGUCACAACAGUAUACAAUCAACUCUGGGAUAUCGGAUCCAUUGUCGCAACAUGGAUAACCUUCGGCACUUUUAGUAUCAAGAACAACUGGUCUUGGAGAAUUCCGUCUAUUUUCCAAGCGUUGCCAACUUUAGUGCUGUUUAUCUUCAUCUGGGUUGUUCCUGAAUCCCCGCGUUGGCUUCUCUCGAAGGAGCGAGAUGAGGAGGCCCUAGAUAUCUUGGCCAAAUAUCACGCUAACGAAAACAAAUCAGAUAGAGACGUGCUAUUUGAAUUCUACGAGAUUCGGGAGACACUACGACUCGAGUUCGCGGCCAAGAAAGCCAGUGGUUACUUGGACUUCUUCCGAACAAAGGGCAAUACAUAUCGCCUUCUUCUAGUCCUCGCGCUAGGUCUUUUUUCUCAGUGGAGUGGCAACGGCUUGACUAGUUACUACUUCGCCCUAGUCAUGGAUAGCAUUGGUGUCACUGACGCGGACACUCAAUUCAAGAUCAAUGGCUGCAAAACCAUACUUUCGUUGAUUGUCGGCCUUAUUAGUGCAGCUGUUGUUGACAGAGUUGGCCGUCGGCCUUUAUUUCUCGCAGCAACAUCGGGGAUGUUUGUUUGCUUCGUCCUCUGGACUGCCUGUUCGGCUCUUUACGACCUUCACCAUAAUCUAGCAGCUGGCAAAACUGUGAUCUUUUUCAUCUUCCUCCACGGAGUAUUCUACAAUAUCGCCUGGUCAGGUCUACUAGUCGGAUAUACUGUCGAGAUUAUGCCAUAUAGAAUUCGUGCAAAAGGACUUAUGGUUAUGAACUUCUUCGUCCAGGUGGGAUUGGUUUUCAACCAAUAUAUCAACCCCAUUGGCCUAAGCCAAUUGCAACCUCGGUGGCGCUUCUACUCGAUAUACUGCGGCUGGCUUUGUUUCGAAGUCAUUUUCGUCUUCUUUUUCUUUAUUGAAACUCGCGGGCCUACCCUUGAAGAAAUUGCGAAGAUCUUUGACGGGCAGGAUGCUCAAGUGGCAAAUGUGGACAUUCAUGUUCUCGAGGAUAAGCAAACAGUGGUUGAAAUGGAAACCACGGAUUUAGAUGCGGAACGGCGAGUUUAG
Molecule: messenger RNA, 1587 nt
Organism: Penicillium lagena
Lineage: Eukaryota; Fungi; Ascomycota; Eurotiomycetes; Eurotiales; Aspergillaceae
Exons: 8
Coding region: 1-1587 (528 amino acids)
Biological process (GO): carbohydrate transport; transmembrane transport
Cellular component (GO): membrane
Molecular function (GO): carbohydrate:proton symporter activity
Source: RefSeq, a predicted model, not a curated record